Messenger RNA from Musca vetustissima, 2487 nucleotides. RefSeq names its product dynein regulatory complex protein 11-like. The transcript has 6 exons. NCBI's taxonomy places the organism in Eukaryota, Metazoa, Arthropoda, Insecta, Diptera, Muscidae. Gene Ontology annotation, molecular function: ATP hydrolysis activity; protein binding; ATP binding. The record is from RefSeq and is a predicted model, not a curated record. The coding region runs from base 1 to 2487 and encodes 828 amino acids.
AUGUCCAAUAGUUAUUACAAUGAAAUUUGGCAUUUAUCUCAACAUGAACUGGAACUGCUGGCCAUUGAAGAUUUCCAGCGACAAAAUCAAGAUGUUGAAACGACGAUUGCUGCGCAGGGUGGAACGGAUUUGGUGGUAUUGGAUGAAAGUUCCCGCAAGGCCAUUGUGCAGGCUACCACCUAUGAAUUCUAUCUGAAAUAUAUCUGCAUUGCAAAUCGCCUAGAGGAGGUCUACGACAAGAUGAUCCAGCCGCAAAAACGACAAUUGAUUCGUAACAUUCUGAAUGCUUGUCUGGGCAGGAUAAUUGAAUUGAAACAUGACUUGGUCAAUAUUGACCUGAUGGAGUUCAGUUAUAAUGAUGCGGUAGUCGAACGUCUGAAACUAACACCCAUUGAUACUGAGCUAAGGGUGCCAAGAUAUUUUCUACGCGAACGACGCAAAGAAAUUGAACAGCGUAAUAAAACGAUGCAUGAUAUCCUCGUAAAGCUGGGUUGGGUUGAAGAGAAUCCCGUGGUCGAACAGAUAACGGAAAUUGAAGCUAUUCGUCUCAUUCAAAUGCAUGAGAGAGCUCGUCAGGGCCGCCUAAGGGCGCAUUUUAUGAAAGAAAUCCGAAUGCUCAAGGAGAAGGGGAAAAAUGAGGAAAAAGAUAAAGAUCGGAAUGAUGCUGGGCUAUUGGCUGCCAUGAAAAUACAAAAGAUGUGGAGGGGUCAUACGGAUCGUCGUAAGACAAGACGUCGUAAAUUGGAUGAAAUGAUUUUGAUUGGAAUGGUACCACCACCACCAUCGGUGCUGAAGGCCCGGGCCGAGAAGGUGGAAAAACUGAAUGAGAUCUACGAACGUCGCUAUGCCACCCAAGAAGCCUUCCAACAACACUAUGAAUCCACAUUGGAAUUGGUACGUGAAGAAAUCCGUACCAAACAUGGACCGAAUAUGACCGAGGAUAUUGCCGAUGAAAUUCGUGCCUGGAUUAAAGAUUGUUAUGAAAAAACGGGAAAACUACCAGAAUUCCCAACCGAAGAUCAAGGUGGUUCAUUGCAUAUCUUUAGUAGGCCGGGUACAGAAAGUGAGGUAAGCCGAUCAUCGGCCAGAUCAUCUAAAGAAUCACGAAAAACGAAAGAUAAAUCAAAAUCACCAGCACGCAGUGGUGAUUUGAAUGUCAAUGAAAAUCCCGACGAAGAGGGUGGAGGUUUGCAGCCGGCACAAUCGAUGUGUUUGCCAGAUAUACGAGCGGAAAUUGAAAGAUUCAAUGAGGUCUGGCGGGAAAAAGAUGAAUCGGGCAAUAUGAGACAGAGUCAUUAUUACGAUAUGAUUUAUGCCGAAAAAUACGAUGAAGUAGAAAAAGAAUUUCGAAAGGUGGUCGAUGAUGUUAUGCGGCAAGAAUUGGAGCUACUACAGACUGCCAUCGGAAAGAAGGCCAAGAAAAAUAAUAAAAAGGCACGGCGAUCCGGUAAGAAAAGUAAAAAGAAAAAGGAGAAGGAUUUAACACCCGAUCGUACCACCGAAUCAUUGUAUGAAGAACUGGUUACAAAUGGCAUUAUAAGGAAAUAUCCCGAAACAAGGUUGAAUCAAUUUCUUGGCGACAAAGCCAUUACCGCUCGUGAUGGUAUAAAACCCUCACCCGGUGAUAUACGUCAAAUAUUAACCGAAUAUUGUAUCCUACCAUUGGGUUCGGAACAAAUACACAAUUCAUGCCCGCUAAUACGUUCGAUAUUGUUGGUGGGUCCCAAAGGAUCGGGAAAGAAGACUUUACUGCAUGCCAUUUGCACGGAGGUCGGUGCAGUGCUUUUUGAUCUAACUCCGGCAAAUAUUGUCGGAAAAUAUCCUGGUAAAUCGGGUUUGAUAAUGCUGAUCCACUUGGUCCUGAAGGUAUCAAGAUUAUUACAACCUGCUGUCAUCUAUAUGGGUGAUGCCGAGAAACCAUUCAUGAAGAAAAUACCCAAAACGGAUCGUACUGAUCCGAAACGUUUAAAAAAAGAUUUACCAAAGUUAAUACGAAAUAUAGCUCCUGAAGAUCGGGUGCUGUUUAUUGGCACGUCAAAUUUACCUUGGGAAGCAGAUCAAAAGCUGUUACAACAAACCUAUAAUCGUUUUAUUUAUAUACCAAGGCCGGAUUAUGGUGCGCUGUCGCAUGCUUGGAAGACACUUUUAAGUGAAUAUUCUGGUGGCUUAUCAAAUUUAGAUUGCAGCGUUAUGGCAAAAAUUUCCGAUGGCUAUACGAUUGGAGCGGUUAAUGCCUGUCUCAAAGAAGUACUGACAUGUAAACGUAAAUUACAGUUGCGAUCUCAACCGCUGACCCAUGCGGAAUUAAUAAAUGUUUUGUGCACCCGGGAUCCAGUCUAUCGUGAAGAAGAGGAAGCCUAUGAAUCGUGGUGGGCAAAAACUCCAUUGGGGCGGCGUAGACAAAAACUAUUGGAAAUCGAAGAAGAGGCACGUUUAGAGGAACAGGCCUUGGCUGCCAAACAGGGCAAUGGAAAGAAGAAAACUUAA